This is a messenger RNA of Papilio polytes (common Mormon), 801 nucleotides long. RefSeq names its product UPF0488 protein CG14286. The transcript is spliced from 3 exons. The record is from RefSeq and is a predicted model, not a curated record. Lineage: Eukaryota; Metazoa; Arthropoda; Insecta; Lepidoptera; Papilionidae. The coding region runs from base 118 to 765 and encodes 215 amino acids.
UGACACCCGACAUUUUCUGGAUUUUACGAAUUGUAUUUCAUAAAAAUUCAAGACAACGUGGGAUUAAAAAGUUAUUCUUAUAUUUUUCUGUGAAAAAUUAAUAAAUCCAUAAUCAAAAUGCCUAAACCUGUUAAGUUACAUAGUAAAGGUAAACCGAAUAGUAUACAAAAAGCAAACAAAUCGGAUAAAGAUAAUAACGACAAUAAGGAUCCUGAGGAAGCUACAAGGGAGUUUCAAUUACAAUUAUGUUGGUGUAUACAACAGCUGGAGAGAUCGUUACGUGAGAAAAAAGGCAACGAGAAACAUUUACAAGAAGCAUGGAAAGUAUUGACAAUUCUAAAAAACAACAACCAACCUAUUAUCAGGAAAAGACAACUAAUGCGGACACAUUUCGGUGACUAUAGAGCUAAAAUGGCAGCUGAGGAAAAGAAAUUAAUAAAAAUGGCAAGUAAAUUCAAAAUAUCUGACAGCCCAGUAACACCAAAGGCUACAUUUUUGAGAAAGUCAGCAUUUCUUGCGACUGGUGAUGAAUCUUUUAGAUUUAAUUUUAAUAUACCUCCUGAAAAUAUAGAUAAUAGCAACACUACUGAUAAUUCUGGCAACAUUAAUAGUUCAGAAACAGACAAUCAAUUAUCACCUGAUGUUGCCAGUGUAGAAAAAAAUGAUGACAAAAAAGAAGUAAGUGUAAAAAGUGAACAGAAAAAUUUUAAGUUCACAUUUUCUUCAUCUAGUUUUAAGUUUAAUUUUCCAAUUGAAGAUUCCUAGAUAUAUUUCUUUUAAUUUAAGAUACAAUGAUUUUUU